GCCUUUGAGCGGAAAAUCUACCUGACUUUCCCCAAAAGCAGAGGGAAUGCUGGACACCUCCAGCAGAAUGUGGCACGCGUUGGGUGCGGCACUGUUGUGGGUGUUCGGCUCUUUCCUUUUCUUCCGUGCGCUGCAGUACGUCGUACGGUGGUAUCUUUUUGGCAAAUGCACCUUCCGGGCUUUCUCAUACUUCGGAAUUAGUGGGAGAAACAGAAAUCAUGACAGUAGCAGAGAUUUAACGGUCAUCCCGCCGAACAAAAAAUGGCGAAUAUCGAACGAAGCCGUAUCGUUAAUCCAUUCUGUAGUAAGUGGAUUGUGGGCUGCCUAUGCUUUGCUAUUCUACCAACGUCUGUUCGACGAUCUCGUGAAUUACCGUUGCCAAGUCGCGGUAGACUUAAUAUACGUUUCAUUCGGUUACCUCUUGCACGAUUUUUUCGAUCUCAUCUUGAAUGAGCAGUCUGCUCGAAUAAUCGAGUUACUGUUUCAUCAUGUUGUUGUCAUUACGGGAUUCGUCGUUACUUUGGUUACCGAAAAAUAUCUUGGAAUAGUAAUAUUCGGGCUUUUAAUGGAACUCAAUUCUAUCUUUCUGCACACUAGGAGUCUUAUGAAUUUGUAUGGUGUGAAGAAGAAAUCGACAUCUUUCCGUCUUGUGGCAUUGCUCAAUAUGGUGACAUUAGCUGUUUUUCGAAUAAGCGUAUCUUUCUACCUCGUUUAUUGGGCGAUAGUUCAAAUCCCAGUCAUUCCAUGGUUGCAUACUAUCCUUACCAUUUUCGUGAUUUUCUCGUUGUUCUGCUCGAAUGCAGUUCUCGCGUACAGGGUCAUGGCCGCGGAUGGCCUUUUUGGACAAUCACGAGCUCGUAAGCCUCCACCACCUGUUAAUAGCACAACAGUUGAUGUCGAAACAGGAGCACGCGAGGAGUAUGCCGACGAGGAAGAGGAUCUACAACACGAAGUCGCGGUACAAACGACAGAUGCCCGCGUUCUUGUCGAUGAUGUCACUCAGACGGUUUCUUAAUCGUUGUGUACAUAGAAUGUGUUGUCCGCGGUGCGGAGCGGCAUUACUGUCUGUAUUUAUCUUGUGAGUCAAUUCUAAUUGAUGGUCUUUAAUGAGCUCUGCAAUUUCUUUUUGAUUGACAUGUUUAUUUUUGUGCUGCAAGCUCACUUGAGCUCGAUCAGUCAGUUUUCUUCGUAGAUCAGUUUUUUGUUGCUACUCCGUAGCUGAGUAUUGUCGGCCUCACUUAUGUGCUUGUUCGUCUUCUUUAGUAAUCAAUUUCACUGUUGUUGUUCUCCAAAAAUCGUUUCUCUCUACCCUACAAGUCCUUGUUGCAUUCAAAAAUGGCUUUGCUUCCUUUUUUAGAAUUCUUUUUGUACUUUAAUUGUUUGGAGUAAUACUGACUGAGCGCUAGCAUAGUUUAUUAUGUCUUAUUAAGUAAUUUCGUAAACGCGAUAAUUUCGAAAACUGUUAAGAAUAAAUGUGGUGAAGGAGAUACC
Messenger RNA from Cylicocyclus nassatus, 1491 nucleotides. NCBI's taxonomy places the organism in Eukaryota, Metazoa, Nematoda, Chromadorea, Rhabditida, Strongylidae. The record is from the annotation of a GenBank genome assembly.